Messenger RNA from Radiomyces spectabilis, 276 nucleotides. RefSeq lists its product as uncharacterized. The annotation marks the transcript as partial. The transcript is spliced from 2 exons. The record is from RefSeq and is a predicted model, not a curated record. Lineage: Eukaryota; Fungi; Mucoromycota; Mucoromycetes; Mucorales; Radiomycetaceae.
CAUCAUCCAUCAUCCAGAUUAUGGUUUAUCCCGCGUGUAUCUGUAACCGGUCAAGUCGAUUAAAUAUCAAAAAGGUACCUUUUCUUUUUCUUUCCAUUUUCUUUUCGCUCUGGCAAGCCAUCCAUCCUCCAAGUAUUUCUACUUUGUUCGCACACCAAAUGUGGCCAAUCCGGUUUUUGUCGUCAAAGGGCAUCGUCGGCGGUCUGACUCUCCUUCUUCAUCAGAAAGUGCUUACACUUCCUCCUCAGCUUGGCUUCACCUGGAUUAUUUCCCGUG